CUCUCACUCACAUACACUCUCUCUCUCCACACGUACCUGAGGCUCUGACCACCGUAUAUUCAUUCGUUCAUUCACUCGGUGCUCAAAUUCCCCAAGCCCGGGGAAAAUCUCUCCUCUCUAAGCUUCGUAGAAAUGCAUAUAUCUGAGAAUUAGGGUUUUGGAUUUGAAGAAAAAUGCCGUUGACGAGGUACCAGAUACGGAACGAGUACAGCUUGGCGGAUCCGGAGCUGUACAGAGCGGCGGACAAGGAUGAUCCGGAGGCUCUACUGGAAGGCGUGGCCAUGGCCGGCCUUGUUGGAGUCCUGCGCCAGCUCGGCGACCUUGCGGAGUUUGCUGCUGAGAUAUUCCGUGACUUGCAUGAAGAAGUAAUGGUAACUGCUGCAAGAGGCCAUGGUCUUAUGGCUCGUGUUCAACAGCUCGAGGCAGAAGUUCCUUCAAUUGAGAAGGCAUUUUUGUCCCAAACAAGUCAUUCAUUAUUCUUUCCCAAUGCAGGUGUUGAUUGGCAUCCUAAUCUGCGUGCGGAACAGAAUCUGGUAACUCGGGGGGACUUACCUCGCUUUGUAAUGGAUUCUUAUGAAGAAUGCCGGGGUCCUCCACGGUUAUUUCUGCUGGACAAGUUUGAUGUUGCGGGGGCUGGGGCUUGUCUAAAGCGUUAUACUGAUCCAUCAUUCUUCAAAGUGGAAGCAGCAUCCUCUACAACAGCAACAGCAGAGGUUCAGAGGGAAAAGAAAAACCGCAAAAUGAAGAAAAAGGGAUCACGCUGGAGGAAUGGAGAAACACCUGAAGUCCACCUCCCAUCACAUGCCAAAUUGCAUCAGUUGUUUCAGGAGGAGCGCAUUGAGAAUGGUUUUAGCAACUCUGCACGUCUUGUGAAAUUGAAGAGAAGGCCAUUGAAUGGAUGUCCAUUUAACUCAAAAGCUGGGAAAAGUAUCAUGGAGAAAUUCCUGGAGACACCCACUCCAGAGCAGAAGGUGCUUCAUGAAAUUUAUGUCACUUCACCCAUGAAUUUGACCAUAGAUGAUUCUAGUGAAUCAGGGCUUGAAAUACUUGAAAUCAGGACUGUGAGUCCUGGAAAGAAGUCACCUCAAGGAAAGGAAAGUGUGUGUUCCUCACCUAAUGCACCUAAUGCACAGGAAGUAGUUUCAAAAUCAUACAUGGACAAGUUUAAUGCACAGGAAGUAGUUUCAAAACCAUACAUGGACAAGUUUAACGGCAAUGUCAUUGGUGGAGAAAUUGUGAAAGUGCCUAAACCAGCCGAUGGUGGUGAUAUGGAUGAUAUUUCUCCUUCCACCCUCCAUAACAUAGCAGUUGGUGGAGAACUCAAAACAGAAGGCACUGUAGAUGGGUACCAUUCUGAUGAUUUGACAAGUGAGAUAGACAAUUACGUGGAUGCUCUUACCACCAUGGAAUCAGAAAUGGAAACAGAAAAUGAGUAUAGACCUAAGAAUGAGCAAGGCUUCUUGACUGUUAAAAAACGUGGGAGAGAUUCUGAUGGAAAUGAAGAAAAUCUGGCUCAACUUUCGGAUUCUCAAUCAUUUGGAAACUCCUCUGCAUCAGAUUGUGGGAAUAGUUCAUUCAAGAAUAACAGAUCCAGUUUUUCCGACUCUGAUACACUAAGCAGUUUGGCCGAUAAUACAGCAUCUGGUGGUGAUGGAGCAGCUAAGGUGUCCCCUUCUGCUGAAACUUGUGCAGCUGAGAGUGCGGAUAUGCCACCCAGUCAGCUAAUGGAUGAGUCUAUGGGAACCAAAUCUGAUGAGCUUGCAGUGCCUAACGGUACAUGCAUUAAGGAAGACAAGAUCCCUGGUCUUGGAGAAGCAUCAUGUAGUUCAUGUCUUACAGAUUCCAUACCUGUGCUACUGCCUUUGGAUCAUGGAGUACACUCGUCAUUAGAUACAUUACUGGGUCCUGAAGUAAAGGAAGCAACCUUCGACUCUCUUAAGCUUGGUUCCAAGUUAUCAGAAACUGAUGAAAUUAGUGAAAAUCUAGCUUAUUCUAGAGCUGUUGGCUCUGAUGUUCCCACCCAACCUAUGAAUGAUAUUCAACUUAUAGGUUCUGCUGAAAGCCAUCUGGAUGGUGAAGAUCCAAAUGUUGUUUCUGAUGCUUCGCUGCAUUUGCUGGACAUUUCAGAGUUGACUCCUAAAAAUAAAAGGAGUGACAAUUCUCUUAAUAAAGUGCUUCAAACAGAAUCUGCGGAUGAAGAUUAUUCUGAAAAUUUGGUUGAUGGAAGGAUUGGUUCUCCGCCUUUAAGUAUUACAUGUACAGAAAAGCCGCUCCUUCACUCAGUCUUGCCAGAAGUAAAAGCGGGUUCAGAUGUAGUACCUACUACUUGUUCUUCAGAUGUUGUAGAUCAGGAUGACAUAGUUCCCAAAGCCGGUGGUGCUCUUAUGGAGAAUGGAAUCAACUCGGAAGACUUAACUCCCAUGGUGGAAACUCAAAAGGUACAAAACGUAGAGGGGCAGCACCUGUCAGUUUUAAUAGACAAUAUUGCAGAAGUUGAACUUGAUUCUGCAGAAUUGAGUGUUCCAUAUUCUGAUGAGAAAUCAGAUGUUGAUGAGAUGCUAAGGGCAGAAGAUGGUAAGGAAAUUGGUAUAUCCACCUGCAGUAUGGAUGCAAGGGGAGGUGAUGCUGUUCCUCUUGAAGUUCCAUCUAAUUAUCAAAAUUACCCGUGCCAUGAGGAUCACGUAAAUUUAGACGCUGUAGUAACUGAGCCAGUUAUAGCAGAUGUAUCUCUGUCUGCUGCCGCUGUCACCAGCACAAAUGAUGACGUCAAUGAUGUGAUUUGUCUGUCUCCAGAUCUAGCUUUCUCUCCAUCAGGGAAUCAUACAAAUUUGCAAGAGUCUCAUUCUGGAUUUGUCGAUUCUCAUGAGAAAGGGACAGAAUUUAAUGAGGCAACUUCUCCAGAAUGUCUUGCAGAAACUGAGGAACACAAAAAAGUGAAUCAACUGGAAGUUGCUCCUCCAGAUACCCCAUGCAAGCCAGUCUCUUCCGACCAUUGCAAUUUGAAAACAUUUGAUAAUGAUCAUGAAUCAUCUCUAGCCAAUACUUUGUCUGACAAUGAUGUUAUAACAUCCCCAACAUAUUCAGGACUAAGCAAUCAACAACCAGAAUCAAAAUCUCACCAUCAGAGUCAUCUUUUAGAGAAUAGUGAAGAUGAGGUGUCUUCACCUACCGGAUACCUCCCAGAGGCAGAAGCUCCUUUGGAGAAGCCGUUGCCAUUUGCAGCUGAUCAAGCUGAUGUGGAAAGAUUUCAAGAAGAUGAACCAGCUUAUAACUCUCCAAAAAUUCAAUCUGAACAGAUACGAUCUCUGAAUCUUGUAGAUCAGGAAAGGUGUGAACAGAUACAAUCUUCAACUCACUUACAUGAAAUAGGCUUUGGUUCUCCUGAAUCUUGUCCAGAACACCUUCAAUGCCAACCUUCAGUGUUGGAGUUUUUACCACAGUCAGCUGAUCUGGAACUUGAUGGUUCUAAGCAAGCAAUGGAUCCAUUAGAGUCUGCCCUUCCUAGCUUUGGCCUGCCCCCUGAGGCAGCUCAAGUUAAUCUGGAGGAGAUGCCACCAUUGCCACCUCUACCUCCUAUGCAAUGGAGGAUGGGAAAGGCUCAAAAUGCAUCCCUAGCUUCUCAGAGUGAUUUGGUUGAAGCUAGUCAGUAUGCUUUCCCACUGUUGCAGCCACUCGAUGAUCAGAAAGCUCAAUUUGGCUUUUCAACAAUCAAGACAGGAAUUUUGCAGCAUCAGAACCCACUUUUACCCAUCAUGCCUGUAGAAGAUGAGAAAUCCCAACAUGCUUCUGAACAAUUAGUGAGUAAUUUGGUGCGGCCGAUUCCUUUCUCUUUGCAAGUGCCAACCAUGGUUAGUGAUGCAGAUAGUCAAUACAACUGCCUCUCUUUGAAGGGAACACAAAGCAUGAAUCCAUUCUUAACGUCCCCAGCAAUACUUGAUGAGAGACCUGAAUAUGGUUUCCUUUCUUUAGAGGGAGAAAAGGCUCACUCUAGUUCAAUCCCAUUUUCGCCAAUACCAACCACUGAAUAUACAACUCUUAGACAUGAUCCUGAAUCUUCACAAGAGAAAUUGAUUGGGCAUCUCAACCAAUUUGGACCAGAAACAAGGUCAGAGGAUAAAACACUUCAACCCACGCAGAAAAAUUAUUCUGAAGGGGAAUGGCGAAAUCCUUUUGACACAUCUAUGCCACCACCAACCUUGGAAGCAGAACGGCCUCAGCAUGCUUCACUGACUUCAGAUGGAGAAACCCCUCAUGUACCAGGCCUAGUAGAAAAGCCAAAUGUUCUUUUUGACACAUCUAUGCCACCACCAACCAUGGAAGCAGAACAGCCUCAGCAUGCUUCGCUGACUUCAGAUGGAGAAACCCCGCAUGCUUCGCUGACUUCAGAUGGAGAAACCCCUCAUGUACCAGGCCUAGUAGAAAAGCCAAAUGUUCUUUUCGACACAUCUAUGCCACCACCAACCAUGGAAGCAGAACAGCCUCAGCAUGCUUCACUGACUUCAGAUGGAGAAACCCCUCAUGUACCAGGCCUAGUAGAAAAGCCAAAUGUUCUUUUCGACACAUCUAUGCCACCACCAACCAUGGAAGCAGAACAGCCUCAGCAUACUUCACUGACUUCAGAUGGAGAAACCCCUCAAGUACCAGGCUUAGUACAAAAGCCAAAUGGCAAUCCACCGAAGCUUCCUCGUCCUCGAAAUCCUCUCAUUGAUGCUGUUGCUGCUCAUGACAAAAGCAAGUUGAGAAAGGUAGCUGAACGGGUUCGGCCUCAUAAUGUACCAAAGGUAGAUGAAAGAGAUUCAUUACUAGAACAGAUACGAACAAAGUCCUUCAACUUGAAGCCUGCAGUGGUGACAAGAGCCAGCAUUCAUGGUCCUAAUACCAACCUGAAGGUUGCUGCUAUUUUGGAGAAAGCAAAAACAAUUCGCCAGGCAUUCGCUGGAAGUGAUGAAGACAAUGAUUCUGAUAGUUGGAGUGACGCUUGAAAAAAAACUAGGUCUAUGGUACUGCAGCACUUGAAAUGGUUUGGGAGAUUUUGUUCUCUCAGCUUUAGUUAAUAGAAAAUUUCUGUUAUCUGGUGUAUUCUUUCUUUCUGCUUCACAUUCAUGUAUAAUACUCCCCUCAUUCCCCCCUUCUUUCUUUCUCUCUCUCUCUCUCUCUCUCUCACUCACACACAUUGAAGAUGUAUUCAUUGGCUUGUAGCCGUGCUCUACCUUCAGAAAAUCAGUCUGGAGUCGAAUGUUUUAUACAAGAAUGACAGCUGAGGUUCAGUGUGCAAGUGCUGUUCCAAUCAAAUUCCAAGUAUUAUUAUUUACAACCUUGGCAAGUGUAAAUUGUGUUGGAGUGGCAUGAUUUUAAUCUGUAUUUUACUGAUGCAAUUUUGUAAUCUUGUAUGUAGUGCAUUUCUGAGGCAUAUUUCCUCCAUUUUUCCUUGUAUUUGGCCAAUGUAUGAUUGGCCAUCCAUGUCCAGCUUUCUUCAGUACAGCUCAAUUACGGUGUGAAAUAUCAAAAAAUACAAACAUAUUUAGCAGUGUCGAUUAUUCUAUAAACAAUUUAUUCCAACUGUAUGGUC
Messenger RNA from Corylus avellana, 5569 nucleotides. It is a transcript of the gene SCAR2, whose product is annotated as SCAR homolog 2. Gene Ontology annotation, cellular component: cytoskeleton. Gene Ontology annotation, biological process: actin cytoskeleton organization; positive regulation of Arp2/3 complex-mediated actin nucleation. NCBI's taxonomy places the organism in Eukaryota, Viridiplantae, Streptophyta, Magnoliopsida, Fagales, Betulaceae. The record is from RefSeq and is a predicted model, not a curated record. Gene Ontology annotation, molecular function: protein kinase A regulatory subunit binding; actin binding; Arp2/3 complex binding.